GCCGCGUGUGGUUCUAAGCUGCGGAAAGUUCGGAGCCCUUCUACGGACACGUCUGGUUUUGUCCGAAUUUCGUACUGUAAACGUUGCCGGAUUGCAAUUUGCGUCAUCUAAAUGAGUGCUCCAGUCAAAUUAAAAAUAUCUCCUGAGGGAUAAUUGCUUGUAGUGACUGACUAUAGUGGUUAUAGACCCAUCUUUGAACCACAGAGAGGCGUUUUAAAGCCCAUCCAAGGACAUAUCAAUAAUGUUCCCAAUCCCAUCCAAGAACCGCUAAAGAAAACUUUACCACCAGGGAAAACGGAGUUUUUAUCAAGGCAAAUACCACCAGAACCACAGCCUUUGAACAUUGAAAAUAAUCCAAAACUCAUUUCACACACACCCAAAAAGCAAGAAUCGCUUUUGAAACCUCGACUGGUAGUCGACUACUCAAAAUACUUUCUCUAUGAUCCACAGGGAAACCUUUUAAAGCCCAUCCAUGAACAUUGAAAAUAAUUCAAAACACAUUUCACAAACACCCAAAAAGCAAGAUUCGCUUUUGAACUCUCGACCGGUAGUCGACUACUCAAAAUGCGUUCUCUAUGAUCCACAGAGAAACCUUUUAAAGCCCAUCCAUGAACGUAUGAAUAAUGUUCCUAAUCCCAUCCAAGAACUACCAGGGAAAACGGAGUCUUUAUCAAGCCAAAAACCACCAGAACCACAGCCUAUGAACGCUGUACAUAAUCCAAAACACAUUUCACAAACACCCAAAAACCAAGAAUCGUUUUUUAACUCUCGACCGGUAGUCGACUUGUCAAAAUGCUUUCUCUAUGAUCCACAGACAAAACUUUUAAAGCCCAUCCUUGAACGUAUGAAUAAUGUUCCUAAUCCUAUCCAAGAACCACCAAGGAAAACAGAGUCUUUAUCAAGCCAAAAACCACCAGAACCACAGUCUAUAAACAUUGAAAAUAAUCCAAAACGCAUUUCACAAACACCCAAAAAGCAAGAAUCGCUUUUGAACUCUCGACCGGUAGUCGACUUGUCAAAAUGCUUUCUCUAUGAUCCACAGACAAAACUUUUAAAGCCCAUCCUUGAACGUAUGAAUAAUGUUCCUAAUCCUAUCCAAGAACCACCAGGGGAAACAGAGUCUUUAUCAAGCCAAAAACCACCAGAACCACAGUCUAUAAACAUUGAAAAUAAUCCAAAACGCAUUUCACAAACACCCAAAAAGCAAGAAUCGCUUUUGAACUCUCGACCGGUAGUCGACUUGUCAAAAUGCUUUCUCUAUGAUCCACAGACAAAACUUUUAAAGCCCAUCCUUGAACGUAUGAAUAAUGUUCCUAAUCCUAUCCAAGAACCACCAGGGAAAACAGAGUCUUUAUCAAGCCAAAAACCACCAGAACCACAGCCUAUAAACGCUGUACAUAAUCCAAAACACAUUUCACAAACAACCAAAAAGCAAGAAUCGCAUUUGAAACCUCGACCAGUAGUCGACUACUCAAAAUGCUGUCUCUAUGAUCCACAGAGAAGCCUUUUAAAGCCCAUCCAUGAACGUAUGAAUAAUGUUGCUAAACCCAUCCAAGAACCGGCAAAGAAAACUUCACCACCAAGGAAAACAGAGCCUUUGUCAAUCCAAAUACCAUUAGAAUCAACUUCUCCACCGAGGAAAAUAGAAAAAAAACAGCCGACACAAUAUCCACCACUUAAAAGCAUCGGUGAGCUAUUGACCUCCGGGGCUGUGACUUCAAUUCAGCCCAUGAACGCUGCACAUUAUCCGAAACACAUUUCACACACACCCAAAAAGCAAGAAUCGCUUUCACAACUUCGACCUGGAGUCGACUACUCAAAAUGCUUUCUAUUUGAUCCACAGAGAAACCUUUUAAAGCCCACCCACGAACGUAUGAAUAAUGUUCCUAAUCCCAUCCAAGAACGGCCAAAGAAAACUUCACCACCUGGAAAAACGGAGUCUUUAUCAAGCCAAUAGCAUUAGAACCACAGCCUAUGAACAUUGAACAUAAUUCAAAACACAUUUCACACACACCUCCGCCGGAAGUCGACUACUCAAAAAUCAUGACUCUCGAGGAAAUCGAAGAGGAACUUCGAAAUCCAGUCCAGGAUGAAUUAAUUAUGUCGACGCCGAUCGGUGAGGAUACUCUGGCCCUCGUCGCGGCCAGUUGCACCUUUCCGAUUCCCCGUUCGAUUUGGAAUUUGCAUAUCCUGCGAACCGAAAGUGCGGUUGCGAGCGGAAAAGAGGAGGACCUUCGCAGGAGGAGCAGAGGAGGAUUCUUUGCCGCAGAUCCGCUGAAGCGGGAGGAAGGCCGCCACGUUGGAAGGAAAACGGCUUUUCACGGCAGUUAAUAAAUUUUUAACUGGUUCAACAAUUGCCCGCGAAUUCCGCCAUUUAAUGACGAGAAACGCGGCGGUGAGUGGCGAUGAACCCGACGAGGAGCAGACCGCAACAGUUGGAGCGGAGGGCUACGAUCAGGAUGAGAAUCAGGAUGCGAAUCAGGCGGUUCAGGAUACGGAGCAGCCGGUAGACGGUGGCCAUGGCCACGCCCACAGCAGCGAGCAGCAACCGACACAAUCGACACAGCAGCGCCGUCAAAGGUCUCGGAAAAAGGAUAAGCAACCACAACGAAGUGCUGCCAUUUCCCAUCCGGAACAGACUGAUACGGAUGUGGAUACGGAUUCCAGCUCCUGCUGUGGCAUCAAAGUGGGCGAGCGGCAGAGGAGCAUGCGGGAGGAGGAAAUGGGGGACUUCGACUACAACGAAGAGGAGGAUGAUGAAGGAGAGGAUGAGGACGAGGACGAGGAGUCCUACGACAACUACGAACAGUCUUCGAAGCCAGGAGGAAAUCGUCCGCCUCCUCCACGGACGUCGUCUAAUGUACGCAGCAGACGCAAGACGAAAACCCGUCAAAUAUCCUAUGCCUCCUCGGAUUUAGGAAUGGGAUUGGGAAUCGGCGAAGGUCCAAACCUGAUGGAAGGCGAUUCCCUGGACAAACGCCGCAUCAUCUCCAAGGGACAAAUGCGGGAAUUUCGAGAGGCCUUUCGGCUCUUCGACAAGGAUGGCGAUGGCUGCAUCACCAAAGAGGAGCUGGGCACUGUGAUGAGAUCGCUGGGACAAUUUGCCAGAGUGGAGGAGCUGCAGGAGAUGCUGCAGGAGAUCGACGUGGAUGGCGAUGGCAAUGUCAGUUUUGAGGAGUUUGUUGAUAUCCUGUCGAACAUGACGUAUGAGGACAAGUCGGGGCUAUCGUCUGCCGAUCAGGAGGAGCGGGAAUUACGCGACGCCUUUCGCGUUUUCGACAAGCACAAUCGGGGAUAUAUCACGGCCUCCGAUUUGCGAGCGGUGCUGCAGUGCCUGGGCGAAGAUCUCGACGAGGAGGACAUUGAGGACAUGAUCAAGGAGGUGGAUGUGGAUGGCGAUGGACGCAUCGACUUCUACGAGUUUGUUCACGCUUUGGGGGAACCGGAGGAUUCGCAGGAAAACGACGACGAGGAGGAGAACACCACAUCGCCGCUGCCCACACCCAAAUCAGCCAUAUCUCUCAGUUACGAUUAAUCGAUUAUCAAAUCACCGAUAACAUCGAUCCUCUACAGACAAAUACUCAAAAUAACAAAAUAAAUCAAAUUGAUACUCGAGCCGUGUUUGUCAAACUGCAAUAAAAUGAACCCUUAACAAUGUUCAUCAAUAAUCGAACGCCAAAGGCUCGGCAGGUAUCGCAUAUUAUAGUACUUAUCGACUUGAGAGGUUAAAGAAGUAAAAGUAACAUAUUUUUUUUCGACUACUUAGCCAUUUUUAAUCGAUAGAACAUCAUUAGCCAAACAAUUUAAAUAUUAACUCAUAAUAAUUAUUACAUUUAAAUUGACAAAACGCACAGCUACUCGAAUAAAACUUAUAUUAAUAUAUAUAUAUAUAGCCUAUUUAAAUAUCGGAUAUCAAAAACUUCACCGAUAAACGAUUAACUUAUCAUCGAUAUGUAAAGGAAACUUACUCCAAUUUUGGAAUUGCAUUCUCUUUACCUUUCCAUUUAAGUCCAAUUGGAAAUCAAAACUACUUUUAGCUCUUAUUGUAAUCGAUAAUCGAAAAGCGAUAAAGAUAACCUUAAACAUGUACUUUUACCACGGGUUUAUCCAACUGAGUAGCAUAAAUCCAAAUAUUUCAAAACAUAUCAUUAAAGACGCCUCUGUAAAUGUGUUUUGUAAGCCCACUAAAUAUCCAUUCUUAUAAAUAUAUGCCCGUGAAUCCCUUUAGAUCUUCCAAUGCCUUGUUAAUUCCCCAAUAUUCUCUUCCAAUUUUUGACUAGCAUCAUGUAAUAUGAACAAAUUGAUUUAAUUAGGAAAUAUUUGCUAAAUUAUUGCUGCUGCCACAGAGCAAGGUAAAAAUAACAAAACUAAUGCUCGCAAAUACGAAAAUUAUUUAAUUAUUGAACAAACAAUUUAAUGUAAUUUAUUAUUAAAAAUUUUAAUCCAAAAGUAAAAUCAAAAUUCAUUUA
Molecule: messenger RNA, 4469 nt
Organism: Drosophila gunungcola (fruit fly)
Lineage: Eukaryota; Metazoa; Arthropoda; Insecta; Diptera; Drosophilidae
Product: calcium-binding protein 4
Exons: 7
Coding region: 2378-3535 (385 amino acids)
Molecular function (GO): enzyme regulator activity; calcium ion binding
Source: RefSeq, a predicted model, not a curated record